Helianthus annuus (common sunflower) is the source of this 2887-nucleotide messenger RNA. Its product is annotated as DNA (cytosine-5)-methyltransferase CMT3. The coding region runs from base 104 to 2716 and encodes 870 amino acids. Gene Ontology annotation, cellular component: nucleus. Gene Ontology annotation, molecular function: chromatin binding; methyltransferase activity. The transcript is spliced from 21 exons. The record is from RefSeq and is a predicted model, not a curated record. Lineage: Eukaryota; Viridiplantae; Streptophyta; Magnoliopsida; Asterales; Asteraceae.
GCCCAUCACAAUUCACACGCAAUUAACCCCAAUAUAAAACCCUAGACCCCUUCUUCCGCUUCCACCGCCAUCUUCUCUCUUUCUUCAAUCGCUGCCGGAAACAAUGGCGAAGAACAGCAAGAGGAAGUCUCGUGCAUCCGACAACGACGCCGAUCAUGUUCCUUCAUCUGUUCCAGUAAAAAAACCUAAAGAGGAAACCGAACAGUUGUUGUCCAAUGCUGUUGCUGUUGCUGUUGAACUUCCGGCUGCUGUUGACGGAGACUCUCCGGCGAGAAGCUCUGGCCGGAAAUCUGUGAGUAAGAAGGAGGAAGCUUUGGUGGAAGAUGAAGAGGAGUCGAAAUUUGUUGGUGAUCCGGUUCCUAAUGAUGAAGCUAGACGACGGUGGCCUCAUCGUUACAUUGCAAAAAAAAAGACAGCAACUAUUGAUAGUACAGAAAUUCCAAAGGGGAGUGAGCCCCCGAAAGAGUUUAUACAAGCCAAAAAGCAUUAUACUGAAGCUCUCAUUGACGGGCGAGUGCAUUUUAAACUUUUUGAAGACUGCUAUGUCCAGGCUGGUGAGGGCGAAGAUAAUUACAUAUGCAGAGUUGUUGAAAUGUUUGAAGGAGUAGAUAAGAAACCUUAUUUUUGUGCUCAGUGGUUUUAUAGAGCCAAAGAUACGGUCAUUCAGGCUUGUUCUAACCUUAUUGAUGACAAACGUAUAUUCCUUUCUGAAAUAAAGGAUGACAAUCCUCUUGAUUGUCUUGUGGAAAAGCUUAAAAUUGUGCGGGUUCCGUUAGAUGUGGAUGUUGCUACUAAAAGAGAUAUGCUUUCAAAUGGAAAUUACUAUUAUGACAUGCUGUAUUCGGUACCAUUUUCAAGUUACCAAAAGUUACCAACAGAUACAUAUAAUGAAGGAGAUGGAAACGAGUCUGAUUCAACCGUAUCUUCUGAGUCUGACUCUAAUUUAACCGGUAUUAAAGACUCCAAAGUCAAUGAGGUCAAAGGAACUGAGAUGAGAAUGCUAGACCUUUAUUCAGGGUGCGGUGCGAUGUCUACAGGGCUUUGCUUGGGUGCUAAUAUGGCAAAUGUUAAUCUUGUUACGAGAUGGGCUGUCGAUUUGAACAAAUACGCGUGUGAAAGCUUGAAGCUGAAUCAUCCAGAGACAGAGGUGAGAAAUGAGACGGCAGAUGAUUUUUUGUUGUUGUUAAAAGAGUGGGAAAAGCUUUGCCAGUCGUUUUCAUUGGUUGCUGGCGGGGAUCCUAUGAGCGUUGAGAAAGAAGAAACUGAAAACGCAGAGGACGAUGGUGAUGAUGAAGACGACGAUGAUGAUCUUGGCGAGGAAGUGUUUGAAGUCGAAAAGAUUUUGUCUAUUUGUUAUGGUGACCCGAAAGAAAUCAAGAAGCGUGGGCUGUACCUCAAGAUCCGUUGGAAAAACUAUGGUCCUGAAGAAGACACUUGGGAACCUAUAGAUGGCUUGGGUGAUUGUCAGGAGAAGAUUAAGAAGUUUGUCGUGGAUGGGUUCAAAUCGAAGCUUUUACCAUUACCCGGGGAUGUGGAUGUUAUCUGUGGUGGACCCCCUUGUCAGGGCAUAAGUGGAUUCAAUCGCUUUAGGAAAAAAGAUGAUCCAUUAAGCGAUGAAAAAAAUAAACAGCUUGUAGUCUACAUGAACAUUGUAGAGUAUUUAAAACCAAGAUUUGCAUUGAUGGAAAACGUUGUAGACAUAGUUAAGUUUGCAAAAGGGUUCCUUGGACGAUAUGCUUUGGGCCGCCUUGUUUCAAUGAACUAUCAAGCCCGUAUAGGCUUGAUGACAGCAGGCUCUUAUGGACUCCCACAGUUCAGGAUGAGAAUGUUCAUGUGGGCCGCCAGGCCCAACGAGAAAUUACCUGGAUAUCCAUUACCAACACAUAAUGUGGUUACAAGGGGAGCCUUUCCUUUGGAAUUUGAGUCAAAUGCUGUUAUUCAUGAUGAUGUCAAAGCCGCUGAGUUGGAAAAGGAACUGUUUCUCGGUGAUGCAAUUUCUGAUCUUCCACCGGUGGCAAAUGAUGAAGAAAGAGAUGAAAUUCCUUACGGGGAUAUGCCUGCGACAGAAUUCCAGAAGUUUAUAAGACUCAAGAAGGAAGAUAUGCCUGGAUUUUCUGGUGUAACUGUGGGUUCAUCAGAACAUCUUCUGUAUGAUCACCGUCCAUAUAAAUGUAACGAUGAUGAUUAUCAGCGUGUCUGUCAAAUUCCCAAGAGAAAGGGUGCAAAUUUCAGGGAUCUGAAAGGUGUUCGGGUUCGUGAUGACAAUCAUGUUGAAUGGGACCCUGAUGUGGAGAGGGUAUAUUUACCUUCAGGAAAACCAUUGGUUCCUGAUUAUGCCAUGAGUUUUGUAGACGGACGAUCAUCAAAACCAUUUGGACGUCUUUGGUGGGAUGAAAUUGUACCUACUGUCGUCACCAGGGCAGAACCUCACAAUCAGGCCAUUCUCCACCCUCUUCAAGAUCGAGUUUUAACAAUUCGUGAGAAUGCAAGGCUUCAGGGGUUUCCUGACUACUAUAAACUUCUUGGUCCCAUCAAAGAAAGAUAUAUACAAGUUGGAAAUGCAGUGGCUGUUCCAGUUGCACGAGCAUUAGGCUACUCUCUAGCAAUGUCAUGUAAAGGUACUGCUGUUGAAGGGCCUACUUUCAUUUUGCCAAAGAAGUUUCCGAGUUUAGAAGCCGUUGCAUCUCCUGCUCUGAUACUUGACGAAGAUCAAUAACCGUCAACCCGAUUUAGACAUGGAGAUUAUUUAUGCAUCGAGUUAUUGUGUAAUGUUAAACUUCUUAAUUUAAGAAAGAUUAUCUUGAUUGUGUAAUGGUCAACUUGUUAACUUUCAUGUUGAUCCUGUCACUCAUUUUUGCUAAUCAAAAUCUAAAAUGCUUUAAUUGUU